GUCGAAAGGCUGAGUUCCAAACUCUGGACGAUGUGAACUCAAAGGGAGAGCUGACAGUGCAAUUUUCCAAAGAAAUAACGAUCUCAUGCAGCUUCCAGGCGUCCCAAGAGCAGAAAAUUCAGAUACUGCAGACACGGAUAACCCAGCAAUGUCUGGAUACUCUUGUGAACAGGAAGCUGAAGCAGGAACUGCUCUUGUUCCAAUCAGUUCUCAAGGGAGAAAACCUGUAUCUGGUGGCAGAAACUCUGGAGAAUGCAAAGGAGGAAACCCUGAAAAGCCAACAGCAAUACGCAUUUUGGGGCCAGAUCUAUCAGGGCCGUCUCAGCUGUGAGCGCAAGCACCAAAGGGAGGUGACCGUCCCCCCGCAUCAGGUCCUGGGCUAUCGGAUAGAGCAGCUCACCUUCCCCAGCAAGCAGAGAAGAAAGAAGGAUGGCGGGUCAUCCUAUUCAGGAAAGUCCUUGUGUUUGGAGGAUUCCAGAAACCCGGAGGUGAAGGUGCAGGACACGGUGAGAAGCCUCCAGGAUCUGACUGAGGAGCGAAGAGAUGUGCUCAACUCCCUCACUAAGUUCCUCGGCAAGGAUGAGCUGCAGGACCUACAAGAAAGAGUAUCUGGCGUUCUGUGCCCUGCUGAGCUGCAGCUGGAGGACCCAGCUGGUCCUCUCCUUUGCCGCGUUUUUAAUGCUGCUGGGAUCUUGGUGGAAGCGCGCGCAGAAGCCAUUCGGGGCCUCCCGGAUGCCUUGCUAGAGCUGUCUGAGGAGCAGCAGCUUGUGACUGAGGCUCUGGAGAAGGGAACCCUUUCCCCGUUGAAAGACCAGGUGGAGUUUAUCUUGAAGCAGAACUGGGAUGGGCAGGUCCACAAUCCUCCUGACAAGGGCUGGGACCCCGAGGCACGAACCCUGGCCCUCUAUGUUGCUGUCUCCAUCCUGCAGCAGCUGAGUGGGGAGACUGCCUCUGUCUCUUCCUAA
Molecule: messenger RNA, 965 nt
Organism: Carlito syrichta (Philippine tarsier)
Lineage: Eukaryota; Metazoa; Chordata; Mammalia; Primates; Tarsiidae
Gene: GSDMB
Product: gasdermin B
Biological process (GO): defense response to bacterium; pyroptotic inflammatory response
Molecular function (GO): phosphatidylinositol-4,5-bisphosphate binding; phosphatidylserine binding; phosphatidylinositol-4-phosphate binding
Source: RefSeq, a predicted model, not a curated record